AAAAUUUUAUUUCAUCACAUAAUCUUGGAAAACCCGAAAGCCUAAGGGCGGGUUGGAAGGACCAAAGAUUCAUGAUCAUGAUGAUUCACCCCUUUCAAAAAAUAACGGUCGCCGCGAUACGGCGUCGUUUACCCAACGUCACGGGGGCCAACCCCUUUCUUAACCUCCAAUUUCUCGGUACUUCAGCAAUUCAAUUCAUCACUCUCGUAAUUCGGACACCAAUUUUUCAUUUUUCUGGUCGAUCGAGAUAUGAUCGCGGUCUUUGGCCGAUCUCCGCUAGGGUUUUGGUCGCUGCGACUGGAGUCACCGCCGGUUUUGCCGAAGCUAGGGUUUUGGGAUUCAGGGAGUGAUAAAAGGACUGGUUUGAGCGUUGGUGUUGUAACUCCUGUGAGAUCCAAGGGCUUCUGGUCUGUUGUGGCCAUGGAGAGGUUGCAAAUGGCGUGUGUGAAUGAGAAGGUUUAUAAUGUUGGAGAUUUAGGGAAGGAUGGAUCUGAUUUGGUUGAGAAGUCCACCAAUGGUCAUGUCACAGUUUCAGGGAGGACUGUCAGCCAAUUGGCUACCAUUGGAAAUUCAACAAACAUUAUGUGGCAUGGAUGUCCAGUAGAUAAGGUUGAAAGACAGAAGUUACUUAAACAGAAAGGAUGUGUCAUAUGGAUCACAGGUCUCAGUGGUUCAGGGAAGAGCUCUGUGGCAUGUGCUUUGAGUCAAAGCUUAUACAGCAGAGGAAAGUUGUCUUACAUUCUUGAUGGGGACAAUGUCAGGCAUGGCCUAAACCGUGACCUUAGUUUUAAAGCAGAGGAUCGUGCUGAAAAUAUACGAAGGGUUGGAGAGGUAGCCAAGCUGUUUGCAGAUGCUGGACUUAUUUGCAUUGCCAGCCUGAUUUCUCCCUACAGAAGGGAUAGGGAUGCCUGUCGUGCACUUGUACCGGAAGGAAGUUUUAUCGAGGUGUUCAUGGAUGUGCCACUCCAAGUCUGUGAAGCGAGGGACCCAAAGGGUCUGUAUAAGCUUGCACGUGCAGGGAAAAUUCAAGGUUUUACAGGGAUUCAUGAUCCAUAUGAGCCACCAUUAAAUUGUGAGAUAGUACUAAAACAUAGUGAAGAGGUCUGUACCUCCCCUAGAGACAUGGCUGAGAAAGUGAUACAUUACUUGGAGGAGAAUGGGUACCUUCAGGCAUAGACCAUCUUCCUGGCUUAUCAAGCUGUUUGAUCAGACAAUAGUGCUGGCAAGAAGAAGGCACAUAACAACUGCAAUAAAGAGAAGAGUGCUGGCUUCCUGAGACCGUGCUUUAAUCCUUGCAUUAGUUAAUUGAUCAAUUAAUUAAUGCAUCCUCACUCUUCUAUUCCCCUUUGUAAGUAAUGUGUGUAUGAUGUUCUUUCCUUCUUUUGCUUUUAGGUUUUUUUUUUUGGGUUUGUUUCAGAAUUGCUGAAAAUAUUUGUAUUAUUAUUAUUGAGGGAAUAAAGCUUUCCAUUUGUGCUU
Messenger RNA from Vitis vinifera (wine grape), 1476 nucleotides. RefSeq names its product adenylyl-sulfate kinase 3. The record is from RefSeq and is a predicted model, not a curated record. The coding region runs from base 250 to 1176 and encodes 308 amino acids. Gene Ontology annotation, molecular function: ATP binding; adenylylsulfate kinase activity. The transcript has 7 exons. Gene Ontology annotation, biological process: sulfate assimilation. Lineage: Eukaryota; Viridiplantae; Streptophyta; Magnoliopsida; Vitales; Vitaceae.